CUUUGUUUGUUGCCGCUACAUCUCUCGCUCCUGCCCUGCUCUUGCUGCACUGCACCUUCCGCAUCCUCUCUUUGUCUGCAUUGAGCAACGCCAUCGGCUAAUCCUGGGCUGCAAUCGUCCUUAUCUGCACUCGCUAUCAGCAGCAACUCCCGGGGAUCAUUGCCCACGCCCAGAUUUACUUAUCACCCGCCAACAGCCAUCGUCCCCGAACCAGCGUCACUCUCGACCCGUGUGCCUCUGGACCGCGGUAUCUGGCGUGCUGCUGACUCGGAGUGGUAUCUUUCGACCCUCAUUAUUACCACUGCUGGCGCCGAGAAAGGCUUCCUGCGGCAUAUAUCGACAACGCACAGCCUCACGCUAGAUCGCGGUAUUUACUGGCAUUAUUGGGCCCUUCACGGACUGCACUGCGAUCGAUCACGCAAGCCAGUAGUCGAUUCAGUCCGCCUUUCCGGCCUGCAUGCCCAGCGGGACCGAAUAAGCCGACACCGCGAGGCAUUUGUUUCCAGGUCUCAAUGACUACACGACAUCAUGCGCGCCAGCCCUCUCAGGGUCGAAAGCUACUGCCGCCUCAUGCUCGACCUGCAAGACCUCCGCCGUUGACGCAACGGAAGAGUUAUAGUCAUGCCCACUCCAACUCCACCCCUCAGCCAUCUCCAAAGAGACUAACGAGUUCGGGGUCCACGAAGGCCGGAGCGGAGUACCUGUACUCGAGGGACGACGACGAGGAAUCGGGCAUGGCGAGUUUCUUGCAGUUCUGCACCACCUGCGAGAAGCAGAUACUCACUCCUGACUCGAGUAUCUUGUAUUGCUCAGAAGCCUGCCGCCGGAGAGACUCCCGGCCGACCUCACUCCAAGAGAUUCAGAGCAUACAACAGUCGAUUCAGUCACCGCCUCCGCUGUCCUCCACCAACUCUUACUUCGACCAACCGAUUCCCGAGAUUGUUCCUCAGCGAUCACCUACUGUCCUGCGCCCCAUGUCCAGGACAUUCUCCGACUUCUCAAUUGCCGACCUGAACGACUCUUCAUCGGACGUCAGCCACGAGAGCGAGGCUUCGGACCACCACGAUCAUUUGACGCUCAAGCAACAUCGGCCUAGAACGAAGCGUUCAUCUACGACAAGCACCGGUGCUCGUAGUCGCGGCGAUAGCAGCACCAAUUUGCCUUCGCUUUCGCACUCUCCAGGAUCCUCGUAUGGCACUGUCGCAUCAAUGGCCUCGAUUCGUCCGGUCAUGAGGCACAACCCUUUCUCGACCACAUCCAACAGGAAGAGCGUCGAGUUGGUAAUUCCAUACCCAAUCGAAAGCACCAGCCCCACUCAACUUUUGAAGGACGCUAGUCUGAAGAGCAGUGCUAGCACUCUGACACAGUUCAGAGUUGCCGAAGCAAACACUCUCAGCUACGAGGCACCGUCGCCCGGGUCGAGGAGACAUUCGAGAGAAAGAGCAGACCACUCAUUGAAACAAUUGUUCAGCCACGAUGCCAUGAAGGCGAAUCCAAGGCACAACUGAAGAUGAAAGAGACAUGUUGGAGGAAUACAUGGGCAUACAUUAUACAUGAUAGACUGCUUCUUCUGACCUUGUAUAUUCAGCGAAGGAGGUUGGGGGUAUACUGGCGCAAUUUGGGACGGAUCUAGAACAAAAGUGAUUUUUUUGGAGGGCGUUGCGGGAGAGGCGGAAAUCUAGUACCCUCUGUAUCUGGGCUGGGAGGAUAACUGUGUUGGGUACGAUACCCGUAGGCUCUCCAACGAGCCUACUUUUAUGGUGUCUGAGCUGACGAUGGUCCUCAAUGAGAGGCCUGGAGACGUCAACUCCUUUACGUACAUCAUUCGAAUGUAUUGCCGCCGAG
Cercospora beticola is the source of this 1845-nucleotide messenger RNA. RefSeq lists its product as uncharacterized. Lineage: Eukaryota; Fungi; Ascomycota; Dothideomycetes; Mycosphaerellales; Mycosphaerellaceae. The record is from RefSeq and is a predicted model, not a curated record.